UCGACGUCGUCGUCGUCGUCGUCGUCGUCGUUGCCGCCGCCGCCGCCGCCGUCGCCGCCCCGACGCGUGACUCGACGUUGACGUCGAGAGCAAGGGGGUAAACUGCUCGUAAGAACACGACACGACAUGACGGCGAGAUGUGGUAUUGCGGCGGCGACAACGACGGCGGCGUCGUCGUUAUCGUCGUCAAUGUCAUUGACAAUGUCAACAUUAUUACACCACCUACUCGCGACAACGCUGCUGCUGUUGUUAAUGUCAACGUAUUCGGGCCCGGCUGCAGCCUCUUGCCGAUGGAACAACGAAGCCGGCAACGACACUCGUUCGGCGGACUGCGCCCUUCGUGUUCUCGAUCCCACAGCGAUUGUCAACUUAGCACCGUCGCUUGAUGGUGCAGUUCGACUGCGGAUCCGCUGCAGUGACGUCCAUCAUUUCGAAAGUAGCCUAGGUGCGCAGAGCUGGCAGCGGUUGGUCGGUCUUCACGAACUACAUGUGCAGGGUUGCAAGGUGCUGCGUAUACCGGAGGGCGCAUUUCAGCCGCUACAGGAACUUAAGCGACUCAUCGUGCAGACCCUCAACGCCGCGUGGGGCGCCGCCAGAUACCUGGAAUUCGCGCCACGCUCUCUUUUAGGCUUACGCGAGUUGCACACCCUAGAAAUUGUCGAGAGCAAUGUAUUGGCGCUGCCGCCCAACCUGCUCUGUGAACUGGACAACUUACAGACUCUCAAUCUCACCGGCAAUCGUAUUCGUAACGUCGAUGAUAUUGGUUUAACGGCCCGCACUAUUAAUGGCAGCGGUGAUAGUGACAGCGACAACGGUGUUGAAUCUUGUCGCGCUGAUAUCCGUAUCCUGGAUCUGUCACGCAACGAACUCCGGCAAUUAUCUAUGGAUGGGCCGUUAAUGGGUUUGCGGCAAUUACAAGAAUUGCAUCUGCAACGCAAUGCGAUCACCAAGAUCGGUGGGAAUGUUCUAAACGGGCUCACUGUGUUACGUACCUUCAACGCCAGCCACAACGCUUUAGAUUCGCUGCCUGAGGGCUUGUUCACUACCACACGUGAUCUACGGGAAAUACAUUUGGCGCACAACGGGCUGCGCGAUCUACCGCGGGGCGUGUUCAUCCAGCUAGAGCAUCUGUUAGUGUUGAAUCUCGCCAACAAUCGCCUCGGCAGCGAUCGCGUCGACGAGUCCACCUUCCUCGGCCUGAUCCGCUUGAUCGUGCUUGAUUUGUCAUACAACCAGCUAACGCAUAUCGAUGCCCGCAUGUUCAAAGAUCUGUUUUUCUUACAGAUUCUUGAUUUGCGUAACAACUCGAUCGAUCGUAUCGAAAGUAAUGCCUUUCUGCCACUUUACAAUCUUCACACACUUGAGUUGUCCGACAAUCGACUCCAUACUGUAGGAGCACAGCUCUUUAACGGUCUCUUUGUACUGAAUCGCUUGACUCUAUCGGGAAAUUCGAUCGGGAACGUCGACACCAUGGCAUUUCGUAAUUGCUCUGAUCUCAAAGAACUUGAUCUUAGUGGCAACGAGCUUAUCGCUGUACCGGACGCAUUGCGCGACCUUGCCUUUCUCAAAACCCUCGACCUAGGUGAAAACCGGAUCAGUGAAUUUCACAAUGGUUCCUUUCGCAAUCUUCAUCAACUUACCGGUCUCCGCCUGAUUGGCAAUGACGUCGGUAAUUUGACUCGAGGCAUGCUGUGGGACCUACCAAAUCUACAAAUCCUCAAUCUUGCUCGGAACAAAGUGCAACAUGUGGAAAGACACGCGUUUGAACGCAACAUCCGACUUGAAGCUAUUCGUCUAGAUGGCAACUUUCUGUCAGACAUCAACGGCGUAUUCACUAGCAUCACCAGUUUGCUGCUGUUAAACUUGUCAGAAAAUCAUAUCGAGUGGUUCGAUUACGCCUUUAUACCUGGUAAUCUCAAAUGGCUCGAUAUUCAUGGCAACUUUAUCGAGAGUCUCGGCAAUUAUUACAAAAUUCGCGACUCUAAAGUGAAGACCCUCGACGCGAGUCACAAUCGCAUCACCGAACUUUCGCCGUUAUCCGUACCGGAUAGCGUGGAGCUGUUAUUUAUUAAUAACAAUUAUAUCAGUACUGUACGACCGAAUACGUUCGCCGAUAAAGUGAAUCUCACGCGGGUAGAUAUGUACGCUAAUAUGAUCGAGACAAUGGAGUUGACAUCGCUACUGCUAACCAAAGUGCCGGAAAAUAAGCCUUUGCCAGAAUUCUAUAUAGGCGGUAAUCCUUUCAACUGCAAUUGCUCGAUGGACUGGCUACCGGCUAUUAACAAUCAGACUUCGACAAGAGAGUAUCCACGCGUCAUGGAUCUUGACAACGCUAUGUGCCGUACUUCAGGACCACGGGGAGUCGCCAUCGUUCCAGCUUCGGCUGCGCGCUCAGAGCAAUUUCUCUGUCGUUACGAGGCGCAUUGUUUCGCUCUUUGCCACUGCUGCGACUUCGAUGCGUGCGACUGCGAAAUGACUUGUCCAGCCGGUUGCAAGUGUUAUAAUGACCGUACGUGGAAUACGAACGCAGUCGACUGUUCAAGUCUUGGAGUUGAGGAGAUUCCGCGUAGGAUACCAAUGGACGCGACUGAAGUGUAUCUCGAUGGUAACGUAUUGCACGAGCUACAAAACCAUGUAUUUAUCGGUCGCAAAAAUAUGCGUGUGCUGUACGUGAACGCCAGUGGCAUCGAAUCUAUUCAGAAUCGCACGUUCAACGGCCUGAAUAAUCUACAGAUUCUCCAUCUCGAAGACAACCGGAUACGUGAACUCAAGGGCUUUGAAUUUGAGCGACUUUCGCAUUUGCGCGAACUUUAUUUGCAGAACAACGCGAUUGGUUUCAUCGGCAACCUAACAUUUUUACCGUUGCGAUCGCUCGAAAUCCUCCGCUUGCAUGGUAACCGUCUAGUGACUUUCCCGGUGUGGCAAGUCACUCUAAACGCCCGUUUAGUCGAGCUGUCACUGGGUGGCAAUCCGUGGUCCUGUCGCUGCAAAUUUCUACAGGAACUGUCUUCUUGGGUCUCAGACAACGCGCACAAAGUCAUCGAUGCCGGUGAUGUCUGGUGUUAUUAUGGUGGCGAUGCUAGGCCGGCCUAUCGACGUCGCUUGAAUGUCAACGAGACCGCCUGCUCUGAUUACUUCGCUCAGGGCGGUGUCAUCGAGAGUAUUAUGGUGUCGGACUAUCUGCCAUUGGUGGCCGCAACGCUUUCGGCCAUCCUCGUGCUUCUCGUGAUUAUAGUGCUUGUCUUCGUGUUUCGUGAACCGGUCGGUGCGUGGGCCUAUUCCAAGUACGGAUUGCGAUUUUUGCGUGCUAAACCCAGUAAGACUGCAACAACGACGGCAAUGGGCACCGCGACCGCAAUGGCUGUAGGAUGUUGCGAUACCGAUCGCGAUCGUCCUUAUGACUGCUACGUCUGCUAUAGUCCAAACGAUGAGAAUUUUGUGUUACACUCGCUGGCGGUUGAACUCGAGCAUGGCGCUGCCGGUCUAAGACUUUGCCUUCAUCAUCGGGACUUACCUUGUGUAUUACGCGCCUCCGCGCCCGCACCAGCCGUUCUCGAAGCAGUGGACGCAUCCCGACGUGUGCUAAUCGUGUUGAGUCGUCACUUCUUGCAGACCGAAUGGUCGCGUUUUGAAUUCCGCGCAGCGCUACACGAGGCGUUGCGUGGCCGCGCAUCCCAGCUGAUCGUCAUCCAAGCCGGUCAUGUUGGCAUCGAGAUUGAGCGCGACCCAGAACUACGACCUUAUUUGAGAACAGCGGCGCUCAUACUUACAUGGGGUGAAAAAAGGUUUUGGGAGCGAUUAAGGUACGCGAUACCACCAUCCACGACAACUGCGAUUAUCGCCACCGGCACCACCACAACCAACGCCACUGUCGGUGACGUAUCCGUCGAGAAUAAAUCUUCGCCAUUAAUUUACAAACGCAACAUCAAUACUUACACGCUAGACAGUGGCAGCAUCGGUGGACUAGAGAAAACUGGUGGCGUCUCGACGCUACGCGGAGGUCAACGUGCUGCGCUCUUCAAGGAUGCCUCAUCGGCAUUGAUGUUACAACACGCGCCGCCCGCCUAUUCAUGCGGCGCUCCUAUGCUAACACAGCAGCAGCAUCAACAACCACAGUCACCAUCGUCAUCGCCGGCGCAGCCCAGACUGACCGUCAAUCAUGCCUACCGAGAUGCGAUGCUUGCUGGUAAUUUAAUUACAACCGCCGCUACCACCACCAAUAUGGUCAACUGUGAUGUUGGCGAAGAUCACAGGAGACCACUGUCCGAACAUAUCUAUUCGUCCAUUGAUUCGGACUAUUCCACCCUCGAGAGGACCGCUUGGAGACAGCAGCAACCGCCACCACCGCCACCUCCACCCUCCUCCGGACAGGCCUACCUAGUUUAGCUCUUUGCAACUGCUCUUGACGUUCUCGCGCCUAUUAUGUGUAUUUAUAAGAUCAAGAAAGGUGGAAUCGCGACACUGUUGACUUAAAUAUGCCAGCAACGAUAGAAGCUCGCUCUCGAAAGGUUGUGUUGAAUGCUUGUCCACGUGAUACUCGUUCUCGACAUUCGACAGUGUUAACAAACUAAAUCUAUAAAGACGUUACGCACUUAUCAAAUCAUGAAUCCUCGUGAGACACAUGUACAUAAUUUAGAAACGUCGUCGCGAAGGGAAAAAUGAUAUUCGCAUAUCAUAAUUAUCUGCGAAAACUUGAAAGAUAUUUAUUGUGAUAACAGAUUGUCCGUUUUUUUAUUCGACAAAAGGGAGAAAAUUUUUAUUUCUUUCUAAAACGUGCUUAAUCCUUUUUAUUUUUUUCUUAUUUUUGUUUUUUUCUUCUUUUUUUUCAUUGUGUAUUUAUUCUCAUCUUUUUUCUUUUUACUCGAUAUAAUAAGACUUCUUUUGACUUCUCUUGAUAUCGAAGUUGCAUGUAUAAUUGCGCUCUCAGCAUAAUUGUGAAUUUCUGAAUGAUGUAAAAUGUAUUUUAUUUAUAUAAAAUAUGAAUUUUUUGUAUACAAAAUUUUAUUUUUUA
Messenger RNA from Linepithema humile (Argentine ant), 5011 nucleotides. It is a transcript of the gene Toll-7, whose product is annotated as toll-like receptor 7. NCBI's taxonomy places the organism in Eukaryota, Metazoa, Arthropoda, Insecta, Hymenoptera, Formicidae. The record is from RefSeq and is a predicted model, not a curated record. Gene Ontology annotation, biological process: signal transduction. Gene Ontology annotation, molecular function: protein binding. Gene Ontology annotation, cellular component: plasma membrane.